AUGAAACCAGUAGCUCAAGCACUUAACAUUUUACAGGGAGAAACAAACCACUCGAAUGCCUACAUGGGUUAUCUAGCACCAACGAUAACUAUACUGCGAGAUAAGCUUUCAAAGAAGUUGGAUAUUCCAGUUACGAAACCAUUGGUACAAGAAUUAUUAAAUGGAAUUGAUAAGCGAUUUGAUUCAAUACUAAAUGACAAAAAGAUUGCUGCUGCAGCAAUUCUUCACCCCAAAUUUAAAGAAAGCUGGUCUAGUGAUUGUGAUGUUAUUGAAAGAGGUAACAAAUACAAUACAACUUGAAUAUGAAGUGAAUUAGUAAGUAUUCCCAUUAUAGACAGCAUGGAUUUAUUUAAACUUGUGGGAUUUGUUUAUAAAUUUUAGGCAUUUCCUUCAUAAAUGAGAAAUUAGAGGGUUCGGUAGAACCAGUGGUUGAUGAACCUGGACAGUCCUCUUCAGAGGAUCAAGAUGAGGCAGAUUUCUUCCAAGCUAAGAACAGGAGAUCACAGUCAUUUAAAGUAAUUUCUUGA
Molecule: messenger RNA, 527 nt
Organism: Paramuricea clavata
Lineage: Eukaryota; Metazoa; Cnidaria; Anthozoa; Malacalcyonacea; Plexauridae
Source: the annotation of a GenBank genome assembly